Molecule: messenger RNA, 372 nt
Organism: Knipowitschia caucasica
Lineage: Eukaryota; Metazoa; Chordata; Actinopteri; Gobiiformes; Gobiidae
Source: the annotation of a GenBank genome assembly
AUGAUCAACAAGUCCACGAGCCAGGUAACUUACCGCGUAGUGCAGGUGUCGGGCCAGGGCAGAGAGGAUGGGGGACGAGCCGUGGUGUCUGCGGCUGCCUUCUCUGGACCUCCUCAGGCUGUGAUCCAGAACCCUUUCAGUGAUGGAGUCAGCCCGGGGGGAGAGACUGUGGGAGGAGAGACUCGCUUCACUUACUUCCCUGCGACGGCAGUGAGCGACGGAGCAGUGUCUGUGCAGGCGGCCGGGGACCCCACACUCGCACAGGCCGGGGGUGAGUGGGGACAGUUCUAUGUGAUGGUGCCCCCCCCUGACGUCCUGCAGCCCGGAGCCCAGAGGAGCCUGGUCCCACGGACACAGCCGUAUCCUGUGUAA